AGGGCAAAGACCCUGAAAUUACACUGGGAAACAGCUAAAGAGUCAGAGUGUGAGAACUGCCCGUGUGAAUGGACAAAACACAUCAUAUUCUGGAACCUUAAACACUUAAACGCGUUUGCACCUUAUGGUAUCCGGUGUGUCACUGUACAUAAUUAUUAAGAGAGUGUGUUUGGUCUUGCAGUGGCAGUGACCUCGGCAGUAGUAGCAUGCUAAUGCUAUGUCUUCAUCCAGUAACGCUCUGAUCAGAUGUGUCAGGCUCCUGUCCCGGCAGAACUGGGCUCAAGGAUGUCUCUUAUGUCCAUGUCGAAAGAUUUCCGUGAAACCUGGAAGUAUAAAACCAAAAACGGUUCCACCACGGUAUCUUGGUCAACCCAGCCCAUACACCCAUCCUCAUUUUAUCAAGAACGGGGAAGUGACGCCGGGCCUGAGCCAGUCUGAGUAUGAGCUCCGUAGAUACAAACUGGCCUCACUUAUUGAGGCCCAAGCAGAAAGAAUGGGACCAUCUACCUCCUCCAGUCAUCAUGUAGUUCUUGUGCUGUCUCAUCCAACUCGCUACAUGACAAAUGACAUCCCGUAUCCCUUUCAUCAAAACCAGGACUUUCUUUACUUGACUGGCUUUCUAGAACCUGACAGUGCCUUGAUUCUCCACGGAAGAGGAAGACCAGACCAAGCCAUUUUAUUUGUCCCACGUAGAGACCCAUCUAGAGAGCUAUGGGAUGGUCCAAGGUCAGGAAGAGAUGGGGCAGCAACACUGACGGGCAUUGAGAGAGUUCAUUGCAUCGAAGAACUGGGAGUUGUACUAAAGAGUCUUAAAGGCACGUUAAUGUGGUACGAUAGUUCCCAGCCAGCCCACCCUAAGCUGCAUCAGACGCAUGUGUCUCCCUUAAUAGAGGCAGGGUUGAUGCCGCGCUCCUUCAGAUCUCUUCUGCACUCUCUCAGAGCCCUUAAAAGUUCUGCAGAAGUGGCUCUCAUGCAAGAAGCAGGUCGCAUCACGGCACAGGCAUUUAAAAGAACCAUGGCAUUUUCCAAAGGAAACAUAGAUGAAGCUCUAAUUUUUGCUAAGUUUGAUUUUGAAAAUCGGUUACAUGGUGCAAACUUCUUGGCCUACCCUCCUGUAGUGGCCGGAGGAAACAGAGCGAAUACACUUCACUAUAUAAACAACAAUCAGAUAAUCAAAGACGGUGAAUUGGUUCUUCUUGACGGUGGUUGUGAAUACUUCGGUUAUGUUAGUGACAUUACUCGGACAUGGCCUGUAAACGGAAAAUUCAGCCCUGCUCAGGCUGAACUUUAUGAAGCUGUCCUUGAAGUGCAGCGUUCAUGUUUGAGCCUGUGUUCUCCGGGGAUCAGUCUGGAUCACAUCUACAGCACCAUGCUCACACUACUGGGACGACAGCUCAAGCGGUUGGGCAUCAUCAAGGCCAGUACUAGUGAGGCUGAUGUACUCAAGGCAGCGCGACGGUAUUGUCCACAUCAUGUUGGACAUUAUUUAGGAAUGGAUGUCCAUGACACCCCUGAACUGUCUCGCUCCCAGCCUUUACAGCCAGGGAUGGCUGUCACCAUUGAACCAGGCCUGUACAUCUGCGAGGACAAUGAUGAGGCCCCAGAGCACUUCAGAGGUUUGGGCAUCAGGAUUGAGGAUGAUGUUGUGAUUCAAAACAAUGGAGGCCCUCUCAUUUUGUCCUCUGAAGCACCAAAGACCAUCGGUGAGGUAGAGCGCGCCUGUGCCCAGAGAUAGGACAGUGACAAGAUUCACUGAAUCAACUGGUCAAUAAUCUGUUUGCUGCUGUUUGCAGCGAACAAGAUCAUGAAUGUGAAUGUACACGGCUAAUACAGAAGUGACAAACACUGAUGUAAAACAAUGUUGUGCAAUGUAAUAAAUGGCAAAGUGAUUAACAAGUACUGGACAUUUGGCUUAAAUUUAGGAGACAUUAAAGGUGCACUGUGUAACUUCUGGUAGGGGCUUUGCCAACUUUCCCGAUGGAAAUGGCUUGGACUGUUCCACAUACAUUACAGCAUGUAACAUAUUUAUGUAGGGUUUAUUUCACUGCAGGUGUUUUUAUUUUAUCGUUCUUACGGCCUGGUGCCUCUGUCUUGUCUCGAUGGAGAUGAACACGUUUAAUGCCAGGCAAAAAUAAUUACAACUCAAGUCGGGGAGACUCCAAAUAAUAUAUAAUAAAGCUGCAUAGUGCACCUUUUAAUGAUGUAGCUCUUGUUUUGUGUGUAAAAUGACUGUAUAGUUUUUGGAGUAUAUAUAAUAAAAUAAAUAUUUUAUUAAACUGGU
This is a messenger RNA of Periophthalmus magnuspinnatus, 2281 nucleotides long. It is a transcript of the gene xpnpep3, whose product is annotated as X-prolyl aminopeptidase 3, mitochondrial. The record is from RefSeq and is a predicted model, not a curated record. Lineage: Eukaryota; Metazoa; Chordata; Actinopteri; Gobiiformes; Gobiidae. Gene Ontology annotation, molecular function: manganese ion binding; metalloaminopeptidase activity. The transcript is spliced from 11 exons. Bases 218 to 1735 code for a protein of 505 amino acids. Gene Ontology annotation, cellular component: mitochondrion.